Homarus americanus (American lobster) is the source of this 2826-nucleotide messenger RNA. It is a transcript of the gene CPSF2, whose product is annotated as probable cleavage and polyadenylation specificity factor subunit 2. Lineage: Eukaryota; Metazoa; Arthropoda; Malacostraca; Decapoda; Nephropidae. The record is from RefSeq and is a predicted model, not a curated record. Gene Ontology annotation, molecular function: RNA binding. Gene Ontology annotation, cellular component: mRNA cleavage and polyadenylation specificity factor complex. The coding region runs from base 194 to 2407 and encodes 737 amino acids. The transcript has 18 exons. Gene Ontology annotation, biological process: mRNA 3'-end processing by stem-loop binding and cleavage.
GCUCAGGAAAGAAAGUUUUAGUUGGCGGCAACCAAACGCACGCGAUUUACGGGAAUAUUCUUACAUUAUUGUUUAAAAAAACGGAAAAAGGAUCCCCCUUUAUACUAUAGAAGGACUUACUGCAAUGAUAACGUUAAAAGUGAUACUAGAGAAGUAGAAUCUGCUGCACUGGCUUACUAAUGAAAGUUUCGAGAUGACGUCUAUUGUGAAGUUUGAAGGAGUGUGGGGAGUUGGGGAUGAAACCCCUCACUGCUACCUCCUUACUGUUGAUGACUUUACAUUCCUCCUGGACUGUGGCUGGGAUGAAAAAUUUGACAAAGCUUACAUUGACCGACUAGCAAAGGUCCUACCACGUGUUGACUGUGUUUUGAUCUCAUACCCAGACCCCCUACACAUGGGUGCCUUACCAUUCUUAGUUGGCAAGUGUCAGUUAUCAUGCCCAGUAUAUGCAACUAUUCCUGUCUUCAAGAUGGGACAAAUGUUCAUGUAUGAUUGGUUCCAGAGUCACCAUAAUUAUGACCUGGUGGAGCACUUCACACUGGAUGAUGUUGAUUCAGCCUUUGAACUUAUUACUCAAGUUAAGUACAACCAAAGCAUCCCCAUGAGAGGAAAAGGAAUAGGUUUGAACAUCUCUGCUCAGCCUGCAGGUCACAUGAUUGGAGGUUCUAUUUGGAGAAUUCUUAAAGACGGAGAGGGGGAUAUUGUGUAUGCUGUUGACUUUAAUCACAAGAAGGAACGCCACUUAGGAGGCUGUGAGCUGGAUAAGAUAAGUCGUCCAUCUCUUCUUAUUACUGAUGCCUUCAAUGCUUCAUACAGACAGGAACGAAGACGUCAUCGAGAUGAAAAGCUCGUCGCCCAACUACAAGAGACGUGUCGCAGUGGAGGAAACGUCCUGGUUGCCACUGACACGGGUGGGCGAGUGUUGGAAAUGACACACAUGCUAGAACAAAUGUGGAGCACGCGAGAGAGUGGUCUGUCGGCUUACUCUCUGUGUAUCCUCUCCAACACUGGCUACCAUGUCAUACAUUUUGCUAAACAAAUGAUUGAGUGGAUGAGUGAGAAGCUGACCAAAGCCUUUGACUCUCUACGGACAAACCCUUUUAGCUUCAAGCACCUUAAGUUUUGUCAUAACCUUACUGACCUCAGUCGUCUACCCUCCCCCAAGGUUGUGUUGGCAAGUUUCCCCGACCUGGAAUGUGGAUAUGCACGAGAACUGUUUGUUCAGUGGGCCACCAAUCCUAAAAAUACCAUCAUCCUAACAUCACGGACUGGGCCGGACACACUGGCAAGACGACUUAUAGAUAAUCCACAGAUUAGAACCUUUAAACUUUUGGAGAAGAGAAGAAUGAAGCUGGAGGGACCCGAGCUGGAUGAACAUUACCGUCAGAAGCGAGAGGAAGAGCAGCAACAACACAGAAUUAAAAUGGAAGAGGUGGAGUCAUCCAGUGAUAGUGAAGGUGAGGAAGGACUGGAAGCUGGCAAGCAUGACAUCAUCGUGCUACACGAGAAGGCUGGUACCCAGAGUAUGUUCCGUAGUCGCAAACAUCAUCCCAUGUUUCCCUUUCAUGAAGAAAAGGUACGAGGAGAUGACUAUGGAGAGUUCAUUAACCUAGAGGACUUUGACAUAGCAUCCAUGAAGGAGGAAAACAAAGAGAAUUUAGAUCUACAGAUUCCUUAUGAGGAGGAAGACAUUAUGGACAUGGAAGAGGUGCCAUCCAAGUGUGUGUCGCAGACAGUGACUGUAAGAGUUGCAGCCCAGGUGCUCUUUAUUGACUUUGAGGGUCGUAGUGAUGGAGAAAGUAUACGGAAAAUUGUGGAGUCCAUGCAUCCUCUGCGAGUGAUCCUGGUGAGAGGGUCCCAAACUGACCUGCUAGCUUUCUCCGAGAACAUCCGUAGCAUGACUCGAGCUAAGGUGUUCACUCCAAGCCUCGGGCAAGUGGUCAAUGCCUCCAUGGAGUCUCACAUCUACCAGAUCAAGCUUGCUGAGUCACUAGUCUCAUCGCUGAUGCUACAACCUGCAGGGCGAGACAUGGAGGUAGCUUGGGUGGAUGGCUGUGUUUCUUUCCCCACUGAAAACAUUAAUGAAACAGUACAAGAGGGGGACAGGCAAGUUAUCUCAAGUGAGAACCAGCGGGAUAGUGACAUGGCAACACUCAGGGUCAUCUCAAAAGAACAGGCACUUCCACAUAUUCCUGUGUUCAUUAACGACAUUCGACUAAGUGAAUUCAAGCAAGUUCUCAGUCGAGCGGGAAUUAGUUCUGAGUUCAACGCUGGCAUUCUCUGGUGUGCCAAUGGAACUUUAGCUCUAAAAAAACAAGACUCUGGCAGCAUAUCCCUGGAAGGUCCACUGAGUCAAGAUUACUAUGAGAUUCGUGAGCUACUAUACUCUCAGUAUGCCAUAUUGUAAAAAUGCGAGAGGUAUGAUGAAUGAUGUACCGAGUGAAGACAUUUACUUGAACCGUCAGAUGUGAAUCACUUAGUGGCGUGCAAGUUGACUUACCUAUGACUUCGACCUUGUAAUCAAGCAUCAAGGUGACAUUUUCAGGAAGUGAUCAUGUUGAAUGUUUUUUUUUAACCUGUUUCAACCACAGCUGGAGGAGCACAGAUUUUUUUUUUUUAAUAUAACUAAGAUCUUGCUGACUGCUCAUGUAAAUUUUAAUGUUAUACCAUGUGUGUUUUUAAGAGGAGCGUCUGGCUUAGGUCGAUAAAAAAUGAAAAAAAUAAAUAAAUACAUAAAAUAAUAAAAUGUGAAAAAAUUCCCGAGCAAAUGUGUUGCCUGUGGCUGUAUCUGAACAGAGUUUUAUGCAGUAUGUAUUGUUUCCCUCC